Messenger RNA from Perkinsus marinus ATCC 50983, 2975 nucleotides. RefSeq names its product Exportin-2, putative. Gene Ontology annotation, molecular function: nuclear export signal receptor activity; small GTPase binding. NCBI's taxonomy places the organism in Eukaryota, Perkinsozoa, Perkinsida, Perkinsidae. Bases 1 to 2802 code for a protein of 933 amino acids. The record is from RefSeq and is a predicted model, not a curated record. Gene Ontology annotation, cellular component: cytosol; nuclear envelope. The transcript has 30 exons. Gene Ontology annotation, biological process: protein export from nucleus; protein import into nucleus.
AUGGCUGUAAACCAGAUGGAGUUGUCGCAAGUGAUGGCAGCCACGUUGUCCUCUGAUUAUCAUAUUCGGCGACAAGCUGAAGAGAAGCUCACGCAGGCCGAGUCCGCGGGGGGUGUCCUCACAUCGUCAUUGCUACAGCUAGUAGCUAAUGGUAACGAACAACUACCCGUGCGUUUGGCAAGCAGUAUAUACUUCAAGAAUUUCAUCAAAUCUCACUGGCCGGAGUCCCCUGAUGAGAAUGGAGGGAUCUCGGAAGAAAACCGCAACCUUAUAAAAUCACAUCUCGUUGAUCUGAUGCUCUCUGUACCAGCACCUCUCAUGGCCCAGCUUCGAGAGAGUAUCAAAAUCAUCAGCGAUCUUGAUUUCCCUGCUGGCUGGCCUACGCUGCUGCCCACUCUUGUACAGCGGUUGACCAGUAGUGGAGACCUCAAUGACGGUGUUCAGUUCGGAGCCUUAGAGACUGCAGCUACUGUGUUCGAUAAGUACCGAUACUUAGUGAGAUCCAACGAGGUACUCAGGGAGCUACAGUAUAUCUUAAAGGAGUUUCAGGAGGUUCAUCUAGCUCUCUACAGGCAGACAAUGCAAGAGAUAUUCUCGCCUGCACUUAAGGACGCAAGUCAAGCUGCAAAGGCCUCGAAGUUAGCCAAACUCCUCGUUGUGGAGCUUGAAAUAUUUUACGAUCUCAAUGUUGUCGACAUUCCGGAGUAUUACGAAGACAACUCUGCUACUUGGUUCGAAGGAUUUCUGCGCUUACUGGAAUGGCAGGAUGCCCCAGCUGCCCUCAAAGCAGUAGACGAGGAUACUCCUGGAGCCAUCGAGAACCUCAAAGCCCAAGUGUGCAGGAAUGUUGCUCUAUAUGCCGAUAAGUACCAGGAGCAAGUGGAACCGUAUAUCUGUGGCGUAGUGAAGUCGGUGUGGACCUUGCUAGUUUCAACGAGUCCUAAUGGGAGUAACGACCAGCUGGUAUCAGCAGGUAUAAAACUGCUCUCAAGUGCGGCUAGUACCAAAUGGGAUAAAAGUCCCUUUGAGGAGGCGAAUUCCCUUCAAGCUAUCUGUGAACACGUUGUUCUCCCUAAUAUCAAGCUUAGAGACUCUGAUGUUGAAGACUUCUUCGACAAUCCUACAGAAUAUAUAAGAAGGGACAUGGAGAGUGCAGAUCAAGAUACCCGUCGUCGAGCGGCAAUGGAGUUAGUGAAGGGACUUAGCAAGUUGUAUGAGCAGCAGGUGACGGAUAUCCUGGUCCGGUACGUCCAAAUGCUGUUGCAAUCGGUCGGAUCUUCAUCAACGGAGGAUGCCUGGAGAGCUAGGGAUGCUUGUGUGUACUUGAUUAUUGCAACUGCGGCUAAGGCCCAAACGAGGAGUAAAGGAGUCUCGAUAGUGAACUCAGCUGUGGAUGUACCAGCCUUCUUUGAACAGCAGUUGAUGCCUGAGCUCUCGCAAGCAAUACCAUCGGAUAGGGAGCCCAGUCGGGCAGUCUUCAGAGCUAGCAUCCUCAAAUAUAUAGCAGUAUUCCGACACCACCUUCCCAUUGAACAACUUAAUCGAGCCCUACCGCUUGUUGCGAACCAUAUCCGAACACCCGUGACUGUACUCCAUACAUAUGCUGCACACUGCUUAACUGUACUACUCCUGCUCAAAGGACCUAAUAAGCAACAUAAAAUACCACUGGAACUGCUCAAACAGAAUAUACUACCAACGGUCGGACCUUGUCUUCAAAUAUUGGCUACAGAUAACACACGGUCUGCAUAUGAGAUGAAGCUUGUUAUGCGUAAGGGAUGCUAUCUCAUUUGCUACUUAUGUGUCGAGCUUAUGACUCACAUACUGCGUGCGGUGGCCGCAAAUCCUAGUGAUGCCGUUUUCAAUCACUAUCUCUUUGAAGCCAUUGCUUCUAUUGUGCGUACUGUGCUACAAUUCGCUCCUGCCCAACAUGGCGAGGUGGAGUCGGCGUUGUUACCGGUCAUCAGCUCUAUCCUGGAACAGAAUGUGGCGGACUUCAUUCCGUAUUGCUUUCAAAUACUCGGAUUGCUUCUGGACUCUGGAGACAGCUCCACGUCAGCGGCAGGUCCACAGAUAUACGGUGCCCUGUUCGACCGGUUGCUGACCGAUAGUCUGUGGAGGACUGCUGCUAACGUACCGGGCUUGGUGAGGCUCUUCAGCUCGUACUUCAAGAAGAAUGCCCAGUUUGGUGAGCAAAUAACACGUAACAUGCAGACAAUCCUCCAACGCUUCCAAUAUGUCCUCAACCAUCGGAAGAUCGAGAUGCAGGCGUUUGAGCUCAUUGUAUCAAUGUUCCGAUACCUACCGCUUGCUGCCUAUAAAGAUUCCUUGGCCGGUAUAUUGACCGUGUUUUUGACGAAGUUGCAGAAGAAAAACACGGCUGCUCUAACCAGGAAAUUCGCGAUAACUCUGAGUGUGUUCGUAUACUGUGUUCCAGAUGGUCCUAAGGCAUUGCUUACAACCCUGGAACAGAUACAAGCUGGACUAUCUGUUAUGGUUGUGAAGUCAUUGUGGAUGUCAGCAUUCAAGGGGAAUAUGGGUGGCAAAGAGAACAAGAAGGUUUGCCUACUUUCUGCGGCUAAAUUCGUGAGUGACCCUACCGUCCAGAGCAAUGGAGAGAUAAUGCAUGCCGUUCUAAUGGGAAUAUCUGAACUGCUGGGUUUGAACGAGAGAGAGCAACAGCCAGGGAAUUCAUUGCUUAACCCUAAGCUUAAUGAUGAGGAUGAUGAUUAUGAAGAUGACGAUGCCGAAGAUCGAGAUUACCUUUGCACGCCUUCACUCGACCGAGAUGCCCGGCCAUGCUGACUAUGCCCCAUCAGUAACCGACGUCCCGGGUAGUGUUAAACAAGCCUUGCGUGGCAUCGAUGGCCGGUUCCUCGCCAAUCCACCACAAGAGCUGGCGCGUCUCAGCACAUGGGUGAGGACCUAAGUAUCAGAGCUCGUGUUUGCAACGAUAUAGUGGAAUUUUCACCGUCUGA